Piliocolobus tephrosceles (Ugandan red Colobus) is the source of this 2228-nucleotide messenger RNA. RefSeq lists its product as uncharacterized. The record is from RefSeq and is a predicted model, not a curated record. The coding region runs from base 264 to 2228 and encodes 654 amino acids. Lineage: Eukaryota; Metazoa; Chordata; Mammalia; Primates; Cercopithecidae. The transcript is spliced from 2 exons.
UUUUUUUUUAUUUAAUACAAUGAACAAAAUUAUUAUUUUUUUUUUGGUUCAUUUAUAUGUAAUAUAUGUUUUAUUUGGAGAGCAUGUGUCGCACGUUACACAAAUAAACAAUGACUCAUUGGAAAAUAAUAACGAAAAAUCUAAAGAACAACAAAAGGUGCACGCAUUAUAUAAAAAUAACGGUUUCUCGUUUAUUGAACAUAGUAAAAAAUAUAUAAAAGUGAAAAAUAAAAAAAUUAAAAAAAAUAAAAAAAAAAAAUAUUAUGAACGAUGUAAAUAAUUGGGAAGAUACUCAAAUAGAUUUAAAAGAAAAUGAAAAUAGUGCACAUUUAGAAAAUGUUGAAAGCAAUAAUAAAAAUGCAGACAGUAUAUUUUCGGAAAAUGUUGAAAACAAUGAAAAAAGUGAAGAUAUAAACAUGACUAAUAUAAUUAAUGAUGAUAAAUAUGAAAAACAUAUACUUGGUGAAAAAUUUUUUAAUCCUAAUGUGGGUGAUAAAAAUAGGUUUGUUAAAAAAAAAUUUAAUGCUUCAGCCGCAAAAACAAACGAAGUUGUUUCAAAUUCUGAACAAGUUUCUAAAAUGAUAAAACCAAAACGAACAAUGGAUAAACUAACAAUCAAUACAUCAAAAGUAGAAAGAGGUUUUAACAAAGAUUAUAUAGCUUCAACAAAUAAUAGAACACUGGAUACAUUUAUAGAAACAUCUAAAGCCACUAUUAAUUUUGAAGGUGCAACAAAUGAUGAAAUAAAUAAUACUGACUUUUAUGCAAAAAAGGCUAUUGAUAGUUUGGAAUAUAAAAAUAAAUUUGAUAAUAGUUUUAAACCAUCUGAUAAGACUGAAAAAGGAGCUUUAGAAAAAAAGGAAGAUGUACUUCGUAUAUAUAAUGAUUUAAAUGCAUAUAUAAACGAUAAUAUAAAAGAUUUAGGAGAAGAAAACGGAGAAUAUGAUGCAAACGAAUAUUCAAAAAAAAUUGAUACAGCAUUGGAAAAAGCCAAGAGUGCAAUUGAUGAAGUCAAAACGUUGUCAAAUAAAUUUAAAAAUUUUGGAAACAUGUCUGACAGCACACAUAAUUAUAAGAGUUUAUAUAAUAUCGAUUACGCAAAUAUUUCAGAUACUAAACUAAAUGAAGCAUUUUUAUCGGAUAAGAAAUUAUUUGAAAAAAUUACAUCGGAAAAACUUACUGAAAAGAUAAUCGAAAAAGUAAAUAAUAUUAUAACGUAUGCUAAAAAAGCAAAAGGCAAUGAAAAUGAAGCUAUAAAAAAAAAAGAAACUGCAAUUAACUACAUUAACAAGAGUGGGGUCGUAGAUUUACUUGAAGAUAUACAAGUUGUAAAAAAUGCAGAAUAUGAAAUUACUGAUUAUGCAAAUGAAGCCAAAGAUAUAUAUAAAAAAGCCAAUGAAGCAUAUCAAUCAGUUUUAGCUAUAGAUAAAAAUGUUGCUGAUAUAUCUAAAAAUUCUACAUUAGCAUCAAAAAUCGUAAAACAAUUUAUUGAUGCAACUGAAAAUGCAAGGAGAAUUUUUAAUUAUACGAUAAAAGCUGAAAAUAAUAUAAAGGAAGCUAUUAACGAAAUUAAAGAAGUAAUACAAAUUAUAAUAGCUGCAAAGGAAGCAGUAACUGAAGCAAAUAACGCCAAGAAUAUAUCUGAAACAGCAAAAAAAACUUCCAUUUUAAAAGAUGCGACCAACGCAGCAGCAAUAACUACAAUAAAGGUACAUAAAGCAAAUGUAGCAUUAGAAACAACAGAAAAACAUGUUAAACAAUUAGAUUUAUUGUUAGUAAAAAAAAAAGGAAACGGAGAAACACGUGAAAAAUAUACUAAAAAAUAUAUAUUAAUCGCUAAAGAUGCCGCUGAUAAUGCAAAAAAAGCAUCUGAAGAGGCUAAAAUAGCAGUUAAUAAAUUAAAAAUAGAAAUAAUUAAAACUGUUACUAACAAAAUAGUUAUAGUAGCACAAAAUGCUACAAAAUCAGCUAAUGCGGCAAAAAAAGCUGACACUAUAGAAGAGGCAGAAAAAGAAGCUACUAAAACUAAUCAACAUGAAAAUGAUGCUAUAAAAGCAUUAAAAGAAGUUAAAGAUGUAGGUAAAAAUUUUAAAGAUGCUGAAACAUAUAUUAAGAUAUCUGAAGACGCAGUUACUGAAGCAAAAUUAGCAAAUACUGAAGCAAAUGCUGCAGUUAACAAAAUUAAAAUUAUAAACAUAGCAAAGAAUUAUGUAAAAAAAAGCAGAUGA